CAGCGCCUGCAACGCCACACGGCCACAAGAUAUUGUUUGUCAAUAAUUAUUUUUCGUUAGUUCGUAGCUUUGUCAAAAAAUGUUGCAUACGUUUACAAUAAUAUAAACUGUCCAUCUGAUAAAUAAAUACGGCUACAUAUAGAUAAUUUAUUAUUUAUUGAUAAGGUUUUAUUAAAAAAAUCUUUAGAUAUGUGAAUUUCGGUAUACAUAAGUGUGAUAACUAAGAAAAAAAUUGAACGUCGUACGUGUUUAAGUUGAAGAUUUUUGUGGCUGUCAAUGGGUGCUUGUGAAUGAUUAAUUACUUUUACAUUAAUAAAAAAAUUCAAUAACUUGUUACUUAUUUACGAAUACGUUUUGUUUUUUUUUUUUUUUUUUUUUUUACGACAAAUGAUACUCAACAUAUCAAUAAUUAAAUAAAAAUAAAAUUUUAUCACUCUGUAAUAAUUAUUAAUUUUAUUCUAUGGGCACUUUGAUCAUGACGAAUAUAAAGGAGAUACUGAUGCAUGGUGAUGGUAUUGGAGAUAGAGUUGAUAAAGUUAUUAAAAAAUUAUUAAUAACAUCAAGUUGAUGUACGACUGGUGAAUUAUUUCGAUCAACGCAGUUGAGUAAAUCAGGAGCCUGUUGGGAGGAUUUAUUUAUUUAUUUUAUUAAUUUUGUUUGUAUAAAAAAUAAAAAGGAUAAAAAAAAUCAAUUUACAUGAAACGAACAAGCCGCAUAAAGAGAAAUACUCUCUUUUGAGAAGGUUAAGCGGUGACUAAAAUUUUAUUCAGAUGAACAAUGAACCAUUCGGGAAGCGGUAAACGUCAGGCGAAGGUAUUGGAAGAUAAUUAUUGGGACUGCAGUGUCUGCACGUACAGAAAUACAGCAGAAGCAUUCAAGUGCCUAAUGUGCGACGUGCGUAAAGGUACUUCUACGCGGAAACCCCGCAUCAAUCCUCAAUUGGCCGCUCAACAGGCUGCACAACAACAGUAUGUGCCUCUGUUGAAGCCAGGUAAAAAAGAAGGUGGCAGUGGGAGUAGUACGACAAGUUCGUCAAAGGAUAACAAAGAACGUAAAUUGGAUAAGCCGAGAAGGAAAAACCGGCAUCCACCGCGAUUGAAAAAUGUCGAUCGCAGUACUGCCCAAACAAAUGAAGUAACUGUUAACAAUGUUACCGUAAUUAUAACCGAAUAUAAGCCUAAAGUUAAAAAGAACUCUGACCAGUCGGGCUUAUCGAGUAGUGCUUCUUCGGAAAAUGGAAGUCAGCAUGACUCCAAUCAAGACUCACGGAGUCUAGAUAUUGGUACUGACACUUGAAAUUACUAGUUGAUUGUUUUAUUAAUCAUUAUUAUUAUAUGUAUUGAUAGUUAUAGAUUAAUGUAUAUUUUUUAUUAUCUAUUAUCUGCAUCGUUGGUACGAUUUUCAUUUAUAUUAUUUCUUUGUCAUGUUUUUUUUAUACUGCUAUUAAUUUUAUCAUUUCUACAAGCAACUAAUAUUUCUAAAUUUAUUCAUUUUCUUGCACAAUUUUUUUUUUUUAACGAGAAUAUACUUGUUUUUAAAUUUUAUUCGUUAUAUUAAAUGGUGCAAGUGCCUUUUUAUUUCAUAAAAGACUGUUCAUUACGCCCAAUUACACACAAAAUCAUUUUUUUUUUCUUUUUAUUUAUUUAAAUUUAGUCUCAAGUACUUUGAAAAAAUAAUUAACAAUUUCCUAUAAAGAUUUACUUUUAUUUUGUAUCUGAAAAAGUAAAAAAAAAAAUUAAUUCAGAUUUUCAAUAUUUUUGAUCUUCCUCUAAGAUUUUUUCCAUACACCAAAUGCAGAAGGAAUAAAAAAAAAAUAUUACGGCCAAUCAACAGACUUAAAGUCAUUAUUAUUUUUAAUGUAAGCGUUUAGUAAUUUUAAUUGUUCAAUUAACACUGCCAUAGAGCAAAACAUAAAAUAAUAUUUUUUAUUUAUAAUUAAAAUAAAUAGUUUUUCUUUUUUAUGUUGAUCGAAAUAAAUGCAGUAGAACUUUGAAAUAUUUAAAAGUAAAAAGAAAUAAAAUAAUUUCUACUGUUUAUCAUUCCGAAGUUAAUAACAACUGAUCUUUAAAUAUUUUUGUAUGAUUUAUUGUUAAAUUAUCAUAGAUCUCAUUUAUUGUAAACAAUGUUUGAAAUUUUCACUGCAUUUAAUAAAAAAUUUUUAAUGUGCAUAAUGUUAUUUUGUUAUCUAAAUAAUUUUGUAAUAGCGUCAAAUUAACAAUAUGCCAUUAUAUAUAUAUAUUAUAUAAAUAAAUAAAUAUAUUUAAGUGUGUAAAUAAUAGUUUAAUAAUAGGACAAUAGUCCUGAGUACUUCAUUGUGAAGUAUUAAAAUUAUUAGCAAACCAAUAGCGGGGAUGGGAAAAUAUUCCACUGAAUGAUUAUUUGGUAAUUGAUUUAAUUAUUAAAUAAUUAAUAUUCAAUUUACUCUUGUAAUUAAAAAUAUA
Molecule: messenger RNA, 2441 nt
Organism: Microplitis demolitor
Lineage: Eukaryota; Metazoa; Arthropoda; Insecta; Hymenoptera; Braconidae
Gene: RYBP
Product: YY1-associated factor 2
Exons: 3
Coding region: 778-1296 (172 amino acids)
Biological process (GO): positive regulation of DNA-templated transcription
Cellular component (GO): nucleus
Molecular function (GO): DNA binding; transcription coregulator activity
Source: RefSeq, a predicted model, not a curated record